AUGAAAGUGUCUGAAUGUGGGGCACAAUUAGUGGAGACGAUUCCAAUAGGUUUGACAUACAAUACAACUAUUAAAUCGAAAUCCACUUUUGAUGCACUCAUUGGUCUGGUCUCGAGUGCGAAGUUUACGAUAGACAUCGCGUCCAUCUAUUGGACAUUACAGGGAACUGAUGUUAUGCCGCAUCCGAACAAUUCAAGUGCUAAGGGAACCAAACUGUUAAAUGCGUUCAUGGAUUUAUCAAAGUAUCGGUCCGUAAAAAUACGAAUCGCUUCCAAUAAUAACAUCUUCGGCGACAAUAGCACUGAUUUGGCACUUCUUCAAGGGUUGGCACAAAUACGUGAAAUCAACUUCAAUAGACUAAUGGGCGGAGUAUUGCACACAAACUUUGUUAUCGUCGAUAAUAAGCACCUGUAUAUCGGGUCCGCGAAUAUGGAUUGGAGAGCAUUGACUCAGAUUAAGGAGUUGGGAAUCGUUUUGAAUGAUUGCCACACUUUGGCCAACGAUUUGUCCAAAAUAUUUCAAGUUUUCUGGUAUUUAGGAGUAGAAAACUCUACAAUUCCUAAACAAUGGCCGCAAGAAUUAACCACAACUUUUAAUGCAUCAAAUCCGCUAUUAAUUUCUAUAAAUCAAACCAAUUAUAGCGUAUAUCUGUCUUCUUCUCCCAAACCGUUGUGCCCUUUUGGCCGAACCAAUGAUAUCGACGCCAUUCUAUUCAUUAUAGAAAAUGCCGAUAAAUUUAUUCAUAUAUCAGUUAUGAAUUACUACCCACUCUUUCUGUUCCAGAAAAACAUCCACUUCUGGCCACUUAUAGACAACGCCCUCAAGAGUGCGGUUAUUGAUCGAAAAGUUAACGUAAGAUUAUUAGUGAGUCAUACGAAUUACACGAGAGAAUCACUGCUUAUAUUCUUGCAUUCUUUGGCCGCUUUUAAUGAUGAGAAAAUUUUCGGAGCAACGAUUGAGGUUAAGCUGUUUGUUGUGCCCACUUUCACACCAUUUCAGGCCUCAAUACCCUACGCUAGAAUGUAUCACGACAAAUAUAUGGUCACAGAUAAGACCGCAUACAUCGGAACGUCCAACUGGGCGGCCGACUAUUUUGUAAACUCUGCUGGAAAUGGGUUUAUCAUCACUUCCAAGAAUAACACAUCCGCUGAACACAAUUUAAGAAAUGAUUUGCAAUCUAUAUUCCAAAGGGACUGGGAUUCCAGUUAUGCUAAAUAUGUUUAA
Molecule: messenger RNA, 1224 nt
Organism: Medioppia subpectinata
Lineage: Eukaryota; Metazoa; Arthropoda; Arachnida; Sarcoptiformes; Oppiidae
Source: the annotation of a GenBank genome assembly